AUAUUUGUUUCACCGCGCCCGCUAUUUAUUGGGAGCUGCUGCGGCAGCGCCCCUCUGCCUCCAUUCUCGUUUAUCAUCCUCCAUCGGAGCUCCCUGGCUCCUUGCUGGAACGGGAGGAGGAAUAGAAGAAGAAGAGAACUUAGAGGAAAACCCUAACCCUUUCUCGUUUCUUGACUUCGGAUUCCAGGGCCUGUGGAAAAAAGCGCUGCUUUCCUUUUUUUGAAAUAUGGCGGUAGCUCUCCAGCUUGGAGCUCGAGCUCAUUGUUCUGGAGUCACGAGGGAUUCGUGGAGCUCGCUGGCUUUCUCAUCGAGCUUUCGGAGUAGGCUUGGGUUGGAGUCGUCUGUGAGGCUGGUUUGUGGAAAGAGGGAGAGGAGCGGCGGGAGGAGGGGAGGCUUGAAGGUGCGUUGCCAGAGAGCAGUGUCUGCUGUUGUGGAGAAGGACGAGGUGGUGAGGGAGGGUGCUGAUGGAAAUGCUGCGCAGCUGAGCAUCGUGAUGAAGUUUGGAGGGUCGUCGGUGGCGUCGGCUGACAGGAUGAAGGAGGUUGCGGACCUCAUUCUUAGCUUUCCUGAAGAAAGGCCUGUGAUUGUUCUAUCUGCAAUGGGGAAGACAACGAACAACCUUCUGCUGGCUGGGGAAAAAGCGGUCUGCUGUGGAGUGAGUAAUGUGUCUGAUCUUGAAGAGUUGAGGUUUACAAAAGAGUUGCAUCUGCAGACAGUUAAUGAGCUUGGAAUUGAAAGGUCUAUCAUUUCAG
This is a messenger RNA of Elaeis guineensis (African oil palm), 752 nucleotides long. The record is from RefSeq and is a predicted model, not a curated record. Lineage: Eukaryota; Viridiplantae; Streptophyta; Magnoliopsida; Arecales; Arecaceae.